AUGGCAUCUCACUCGAUGCCACUCCAGUCUACAUAUGACAGCCAAACACUACCAUAUGCCGAUUUGGAGGAUCUCAAAGAAGCCGAGAUCGAAGACAGACACCUGAAAACGCGCAUACGCAAACUACGCAUCGUAUCUCGCACCCUUGCCUUGUUCAUAUCCAUCGCAGUCCUUGUUCCUACCGCGCUCACCCUCUACAAGUUCCUCAGCACACGAACGAUCUACCGCACCGUCGCACUUCCGAGCGGCCAAAGCGUUUCGCGUACACCCUGGGCUCACAACACGCGCGCAUGGCCAACAUACAUGUACUUUGGCGUUGCGGCCGUCUCCGUGCUGCUCAAUUUCACAACAAUGUUCUCUUAUAAAUUUGGCAUUGCGAAAGCCAACGUAGCAAGCGUCAUUACGAGUACUUUCAGCUGGAUCAAUCUCAUUGGGAACUUCGUGGUAUGGUGUGUAGCUGCAGGCUUGUAUCGCGCAGAGAAGGACAAGAACGGAAAGAGUAACGAUCUCUGGGGAUGGACAUGUAGUGCAGGUGCGAGGGCGAUCCAGAAAGAAUUUGUGGGCGAUAUUGAUUUCGGCAGAUAUUGCAACGUGCAGAGUGCGAGUUGGUAUAUCGGUAUUGUACAGGCCUCCGCUGCGCUUUUGACUGUAGUCAUUUAUGUCUUAGUUUAUCUAAGAAGAGUAACCAAGAAGGAGGUGCAGCGGCAAUUGAAGAUGAGUGGGUACGAACGGAACAGACACUGA
This is a messenger RNA of Alternaria arborescens, 744 nucleotides long. RefSeq lists its product as hypothetical. The record is from RefSeq and is a predicted model, not a curated record. Bases 1 to 744 code for a protein of 247 amino acids. NCBI's taxonomy places the organism in Eukaryota, Fungi, Ascomycota, Dothideomycetes, Pleosporales, Pleosporaceae. The transcript has 3 exons.